GGUUCAUUUCUCAUUGAUUCCUACCGAGAACAAACUUGUUUUUUUAAUACAAUCUUCAUAAGUAAAUAUAUUGCUUCAUUUAUACUCCAGUUACUAUAGCUGUUUUGGUUGCAGAACAUGAAGCUAGAACUUGUGUCGACCACAAAAUGCUUCGAAGGCGAGCAACGUGUCUAUAAACAUCACUCCAGCGUGUUGGACUGUGAUAUGACCUUUGGUGUCUUCCUACCACCAGCUGCAAUUGAAGAUAAAGCUGAGUGUCCAGUGCUCUACUUUUUGAGCGGCUUGACAUGCACUCACGAAAACUUCGUACAAAAGAGCGGCUUCCAACGAACCGCAGCCAGCCAAGGCCUCAUUGUGGUAAACCCCGAUACUUCGCCACGUGGAGUGGAACUACCCGGCCAGGAUGAUGCUUACGAUUUUGGCAGCGGUGCCGGUUUCUAUGUUGAUGCAACUGAAGCCCCAUGGUCCAAGCACUACAAGAUGUAUAGCUACGUCACGCAGGAAUUGCCUGAGUUGGUCAAUGCCAAUUUCUCGGUUCUGCCUGGAAAGAAAGGCAUUUUCGGCCAUAGCAUGGGCGGACAUGGCGCCUUGAUUUGCGCUCUAAAGAAUCCCGGCUUGUAUCAAUCCGUAUCUGCAUUUGCACCAAUUGCAAACCCAUCAGAGUGCCCAUGGGGACAAAAGGCCUUCGCUGGGUACUUGGGUGCCAACAGGGACGACUGGGCGCAGUGGGAUGCCACUAGCUUGGUCUCCAAAUACGCCAGCACACCACAAGAGCUCUUCAUAGAUCAAGGAUCGGCCGAUAACUUUCUCGCUGGCCAACAACUGCUGCCAGAAAAGCUGUUAGCAGCAGCUGCUCCCAACGAUCACAUCCAGACCAUAUUCAAGCAACGGGAGGGAUACGACCAUAGUUAUUUCUAUAUAGCUACCUUUGUGGCCGAGCAUGUUGAAUAUCAUGCCAAAUUGCUAAAGGCUUAAAUGUGUUUCUGAGUUUCGUUUGUAAAACACAAUUUGUAUUCACAAUAAACUCUGUAUAUAAACCUGCAUACCUGAACAAAUCUUUGAUUUGACUAUUCCCCUUAUUCCCCCAAUAAGAAU
This is a messenger RNA of Drosophila hydei, 1095 nucleotides long. Its product is annotated as S-formylglutathione hydrolase. The transcript has a single exon. Gene Ontology annotation, molecular function: S-formylglutathione hydrolase activity. The record is from RefSeq and is a predicted model, not a curated record. The coding region runs from base 118 to 975 and encodes 285 amino acids. Gene Ontology annotation, cellular component: cytosol. Lineage: Eukaryota; Metazoa; Arthropoda; Insecta; Diptera; Drosophilidae. Gene Ontology annotation, biological process: formaldehyde catabolic process.